Messenger RNA from Mesocricetus auratus (golden hamster), 2284 nucleotides. RefSeq names its product protein phosphatase 1 regulatory subunit 35 (gene Ppp1r35). Gene Ontology annotation, biological process: negative regulation of phosphatase activity. Bases 892 to 1830 code for a protein of 312 amino acids. The record is from RefSeq and is a predicted model, not a curated record. Lineage: Eukaryota; Metazoa; Chordata; Mammalia; Rodentia; Cricetidae. The transcript is spliced from 3 exons. Gene Ontology annotation, molecular function: phosphatase binding.
CUAUUUUAUGAUAUUUAUGGACACUUUAACCCUUUAUCUGCUGAAGGACAUUACCAGUUUGGGGCUAUGAGUAAAGGCGAGGUGAACAUGUCUGUACCAGUUUUCAGUUGCCCAAGGAUAUAGAAUCAGGGGUCACAAUUUUGGUCUCUCUCAUAGCCCAGGGUGUCCACCAAGUCCCUUUGUAGCCAAGGCUGGCCCUUAAUCCUCCCGAUCCUUUUCUGCUUCCGUUUCCCAGGCUGUCAUCGCUUUUACGGUCUUUAGUGAGCGGGAGGAUUCGGGUGUGGAUUUCGCUAGUGUUUGAGUGCGGAGGUCAGAGGACAGUUUGUGGGAGUCCGUUCUCUCGUGGCACCCAGGAAUUGAGCGCCGAUCGUCAGGCUAGGUGGCAAGCGCCUUUAACCCGGGAGCCGUCUUUCCGGCCCCCAGGACGCGGACUUAAAGUUAAGGUACUAUUUCCUAUACUCCUGGGGCAUUUCCUACUCAAACACAGGAAUUCAGGGACUUUGCAGCGAGCCCGCUCCCGCGUACAGGGAAACCCUCAGAAACGCUGUGGAGGCACCGCGCAGGAUGUCUAGAUACGAGAGCGGGGACCGUUUCGCGUCCGUAGCCCAGAUCUCACGCGAUUCUGACGGGUCAGGACGCCGCAUCCGCGUUCCUGAAGGCACGAGCAGCCUCGCUGGGGAUCCGUAGGGCAUCUACGUACCGGCGCGCUGACGCCCCGCCCUAGGGGCGGAGUUCGUGCUUGAGGGCGGAAGUGCGCCCGGAAGCUGGAGGGCGGGGCGAUGGGAACGACCUCCAGGAGCGCCAAUGGGGCGGCGCGGCGGGCUUGUUGUCUUACGCGGGUGGUGAGGGAGGGCUAACGGUUUCCGGUAGUGGCAGCCCCCGGUCGGCGAGAUGAUGGGCUACGCGGCGUCCGAGACGACGACCGGCUACGCGGCGUCCGAGACGACGACCGGCUACGCGGCGUCCGAGACGACGACCGGCUACGCGGCGUCCGAGUUGGGGUUGGGGUCCGUGGCGGGCGAGGAGGCCGAGGAGGUGCCCGGGCCGGCCCCGGAGCCGCGAGCCCCGGAGCCCGAGCCGGGCCUGGACUUGAGCCUGAGCCCGAGCCCGGUGCCCGCGAGCCCGGAGCGGCGGGGCGGCAGCCCGGGGCGGCGGCGGCGCGGCCGCCGGCGGGGGCGCCAGGUUCGUUUCCGCCUGGCGCCGGCCUCCCCGGUCCGCUGCGAGCGGCUGCUGGCGGCCGCCGUGCCGAGCGCCGCCGCCGCGUUGCCCCGGGAGCUGGAGGCGCCGGCCCCGCGGAGCAGCCUGGCGCUGAGUCUGGAGCUGCAGAGCGCGCGCGCCGCCGUCGCGGGCGGCCAGUUUGAUGCUUCGAAGGCGGUGGAGGAGCAGCUGAGGAAGUCGUUCCAGACCCGCUGCGUCCUGGAGGAGGCCGUGGCGGAGGGCUUGAACGUGCCGCGCUCCAAGCGGCUCUACCGGGACCUGGUGAGUGUGCAGGUGCCGGAGCAGCAGGUUCUGGACGCGGCGCUGAGGGAGAAGCUGGCGAUGCUGCCGCCGCCGCCGCCGCCCCGAGCCCCGCCCCCGAAGGUGAAGCCAGGGCCGGGGGCCGGGGCUCUUCCUGCAUCCGGAGGGCAGCCUCUCAGUGGCCUCGCCUUCCCACAGGAGGUGCUCGGGCAGGGGCCAGACGUGACCGUGCUGUGCAACCCAGACUCUCUGUGCCACGAAUCUCCGCACCUGGCAGUGGACGGGCUGCCCCCGCUACGGCUCCAAGCCCGGCCCCGCCCCUCAGAAGACACCUUUCUCAUGCAUCGGAUGCUGAGGCGCUGGGAAGCGUAGCUUUCGCAACUCUCCCGAUCAGAAGCUGCCUGUAGGGGGAAAGUGUCUGGGCCGCUCAGAGAUGACAAGUGGGAAGCACUAAGCGGGGUCAGACUCAGCCUUACAUCAUGGCGCCCAUGUCCCAGGACUUGGGAGGCCGAGGCGGAAGGAGCCUGUGGUCAAGGAGUCUGAGCUACACAAAGGAUUUCUUUUAAUGUGGCUUCAGGCUGGGCAGGUGCAGCUCAGUGGUGCAAAGCCCAGACUAAGUCCCCAGAGCGCAUGUGCAAGUGCAUACAGACCAUAGUCAAAGUGCUUCAGACUUCCACUUGCUGUGGUGAUGAACACUUGUGAGGUAGAGACUAGAGGGUCAGGAGUUCAGGCCAAACGAAGUUAGGGGAUACCGUCUCAGAAACCACAACAACAGAAAAACACCCCAACUCUGCCCUAUUUAUAAUAAAAAUUUAAUGUAUCUGUA